Molecule: messenger RNA, 3057 nt
Organism: Helianthus annuus (common sunflower)
Lineage: Eukaryota; Viridiplantae; Streptophyta; Magnoliopsida; Asterales; Asteraceae
Product: protein LONGIFOLIA 2
Exons: 4
Coding region: 244-2820 (858 amino acids)
Biological process (GO): regulation of monopolar cell growth
Source: RefSeq, a predicted model, not a curated record
AACAAAGACAUUUCCUAAAUACAUUGGACUUUUUCAUCACCCUUUGUUUAUUCAUUACUCCCAACGAUCGAGACCCACUUCACAAUUCUGUUCUAUCUGCUGUUACCAAGAUUUCACAGCAGAAAGAAAACCCAAAAAAGUUUUGUUUACAUUAUUAGCAUGUUUCCUUGUUCUUUGGAAGCAAUGGAAUAAGUUGGCUAUUGGUUUCAAGUGAUUGUUUGGUUGCAUUGUUAAAGAACAAUAAUGACUGCAAGGAUUUUGCAUUCUUUGAGUGGGGAUAAUACUGAUUUACCGAAGCAAAUUGGUUGUAUGAGUGGUGUUUUUCAAGUGUUUGACCGGCACCAGAUUGUUUCCGGAAGGCGGAUCUCGGAUUGCAGUCCGAAAAGGCUUCAUUCGGGUAGUCCACACUUUGACUAUGGAACGCCUGAACGUGAGUCAAGUAAUUCAUACGAGAGACCAUCAGUUAUUGUACACGACAAGAACAGGACAUCAACAGAAUCAUCUCGAGACUCUUUCUCAUCAAUGUCACGCUCAUCUUCAUUCUCAUCUUUGGAUUGCAACAUUAAAACAACAACUCAUCAAGAACCCGAACAAACUAUGUUUCCAAAGACCCCUUCAAGGGACUCUCUAACACGCCAAUCUUGUCAAGGUGUUGACUUUCGAGGCGUUGUCAAAGAUUCAAUGUACAGACAUAAUCCUACAGUCAAAGAUUAUGGACCCGACCGUCUGGUGGAUUAUAGAGAAUCACUUGAUGCACUUGCUAAGUUUCAAGAAUCCAGUUGGUACUAUAAUGAACCUAGACAACUUUCUACAUCUAAAUCUUACCAACUUAGAGACGGCUCGUCGUUAUCAGUGCCGAAAGACUGUCCAAGGUUUUCUUAUGAUGCGUGGGAAACAAACCGUUUGUCUCCUAGUUAUGCUGACCAAGGCGCGCUUCAGUCACGACAACCUAGUGUUGUAGCCAAGUUGAUGGGCUUGGACGCUUUUCCCGAUUCUUCAUCAGCCAACCAAAAGGAAUCUGGAGUUGAAAAUGCAAAAACUGUCGGGCCAAUCAAAAUGCAUACAUGUUCAAGAAUUUCACCGUGGAAGCAACGUGACGGUGCUAGAAGUCCUCAGAGGCCGGUUACUCGUGCUAUGAGAUCACCAACUAUAAUCCAUAGCCCGUUUUCGUCUGUUUACAGUGAAGUUGAUAAAAGACUCAAGGAUCUUGAGUUCACAGAAACUGGAAAGGAACUUACAGCUCUUAAACAGAUAUUAGAGGCAAUGCAGUUAACAGAAACCCGGAAAGAAGGAACACAAACGAUGUUGAAAAGGCAGCCUGUUUCUACUCAAAAUGAACACCUUAGGGAAUUAAACAAUGUAAGGGCUUAUGAAUCACCUAUUGUCAUCAUAAAGCCCGUUAAUGAUUUCUCGAUUGGUGACCGAAAGAUUUUCAGGAGUAAUAGUCCUAAAAGUACACGUAGAGAGAAUACGGUCAAUGAUACUGCUAUCAAAAGUGGAGGAAGACAAACAAGGACUACACCGGGUUUGACCAAACAACAGCUGAAGAAAGAAAGUGCCACAACUUCAGGCAAGAGCUCAGGAUCAAUCAGCCCAAGAUUACCGCAGAAGAGGCAGUCACGGCUGCCCACGCCGCCAUUGGAUUCUGGUAAACUUAGAAAACAGUCGGCCAAACAGGUUUCAGAGUCGAGGUCCCCUGCUGGAAGAAGGUCAAAGUAUUCUAACAUUCGGCAAAACGAUGGGCAACACCGUGACGUAAAGGGCGAAUCAAAGAUGUUGAGUUACAGAGAAACUCAAGUGUCUCAUGAAGUGGUCAACAUUCCUGAGUUUUCUGAAGAAACUGAGAACAUGCAGAGUCCUAUCUCAAUGCCAGAGAAAUCAACUUUACUUGUAAGGGAUCAAGAAUUACUUGGCCCGGAAUAUCCAAGUCCAGUUUCUGUUCUUGAUGAUGGUAUUUAUUCGGAGGAUUCGCCUUCACCUGUGAAACACAAGCUGAAGACAUUGAAAGAUGACGCCGAUCAAGGGAUUAAAGAUGAAUGGCAAGCACCAGACGUCAUUCCUGACACACUAUCUUCGGGUAUUACCUCUAAAGUUAACCGCAAAAAGCUACAAGACAUUGAGCAUUUGGUUCAAAAACUCACAAAGCUCGGCUCGGGUCACAAUGAAGCACACACAGAUUACAUUGCAUCUCUCUGUGAAAACACAAAGGCCGACGACAUGUAUAUUUCCGAGAUUCUAUUAGCUUCCGGGCUCCUACUCAGAGACCUCGGUUCAAACCUCACAACUUUCCAGUUCCACUCUUCGGGCCACCCGAUUAACCCGGAAUUGUUUUUAGUAUUGGAACAAACCAAAUUCAGUUAUUUAACCAAACAAGAACCCAAUGCACCCAAAAAGAUUAUCAAAAAGGAAAGAAAUCAUAGGAAGCUUGUUUUCGAUGCCGUUAAUGAGAUUCUUGCAGGGAAGUUAAAUUCAAAUCUACCGGUGCCUUUCCAAACGUCUUUUAAGCUCGUUAAAAAGACGUUUAACACACAGAAGCUUUUGAGGGAAUUAUGUUUGGAGAUAGAACAGUUACAAGUUCAAAAUAAGAAAGAAGAUAUAAGUUUAGAAGAGGAAGACGACGGGAUGAAGAGUGUUUUGUGGGAGGAAGUAUUAAACCGCGGAGAAAGUUGGACUGAUUAUGAUGGUGAAAUACCAAUUAUUACAUUGGACGUUGAAAGAUUAAUCUUUAAAGAUUUGGUCAAUGAAGUUGUGUUGGGUGAGGCUGCUGAUGGUAGGCGAAUAAAGCCCGGAAGACGUUGCAGACAACUGUUUUCGAAGUAGUGUGUUCAUUGUUUACUCUGCUGUUUUGCUUCACAUAGUUUUGUUGAUCGUUGUGUACUUGUCGGUUUUCGGUUAUAGCAUGUAAGAGUGUAAGAAUCUAUGUUACUCAAGUGAAAGGAAUGCAACACCAUUGUAUCAACUUGAAGGCAGUUAACAUUUAUGUACAUGAAUGCGUAGGUUGAUGUUAAUAUUUUGUUGGUUAAAGUAAAUCGUAAAAACAAUAGAAACUACAACUUA